AUGUCUACCAUGUUAGGCAUAUAUGAUUUUGAAGUAUGUAACAGAGAGGUAAUGUUCCUGGCUUUUAAUCGAGAUAUCUGGGUUCGAGCAAAACCAGAGUCUAGUGACGCUAGAACGUGUACUGACAGUGUAUAUGAAUUGCAGUGCGACAAUGGUAAAUGCGUUCCACGGUCUGUCCGAUGUGAUUAUUUCAACAAUUGUGAUGACGGGUCAGAUCAGAGGGUUGGAGCACCUUCAUACUGCCCAUAUAGAAGGAAAGAAACGACAUCAGCCGGUACAUAUAUUUGGUGGAUAAUAUUGGCUCUCAUCGGUGGCUACCUGCUAUCAUACAUCUUGUAUUGGUUAUGUUGGCGUCCUGGCUACAUUCCUUGGCGCCUCGCCUGCUGUCGCAACUUCUGCAAGCAAUGUUUUGUAGGUUGUUGUAGGACGUGUUGCUCCAAAUGCAAGUGUAGAGGAUGUCUUCGACGAUUUGGACGGACAUGUCGGCGGUGUUGUCAAGGACGGAAAGCACGUUCCAAAAAUCAAAACGGCUCUGAGGAGAGUUUUAUAAGAAAUGACCAGAAGAACAGGGGAAAGGAAGGAGGAAAGGAAGGAGAUUGGGCAGGCAUGAGUCUGAUAACAAGAAGUGGAAAAGGAAGGGAUAAACAACACGAUGAAAAUAUUGGUGCCAUGUUUGGUGACCAUGACUAUUUCAAUGGCGACGGAGGACAUGUGAGGGAAAGCAGAUGAAAAACAAAAUUUUAAAGAUUAUACAUUUUAAAAGAAAUUUCUUCUUGCAAACUCGCACACUUGGUUGUAGAGCAUUGGUAUGGCCGAUGAUGGCGUGAUGAAUUGCACUCAUUUCAAGCAUCAUGAGCUUGCGGUCACUGUUUGCCGACAUACAACGUUCUGAUGAACUGUUACUGGUAGAAUCGUAAAAAAAAUAAUAUGUUGCUCGUAUUCAACAUUUUAAUAAUCAUCUAUACUAUCAUAAUCAUAUAACUUAUAUUUCACUGUUGACAAUGUGAAUUGGUGUGAAUAUAAUUA
Molecule: messenger RNA, 1026 nt
Organism: Anneissia japonica
Lineage: Eukaryota; Metazoa; Echinodermata; Crinoidea; Comatulida; Comatulidae
Exons: 3
Coding region: 1-729 (242 amino acids)
Molecular function (GO): protein binding
Source: RefSeq, a predicted model, not a curated record